Molecule: messenger RNA, 381 nt
Organism: Opisthorchis viverrini
Lineage: Eukaryota; Metazoa; Platyhelminthes; Trematoda; Opisthorchiida; Opisthorchiidae
Exons: 2
Biological process (GO): intraciliary retrograde transport; protein localization to cilium; non-motile cilium assembly
Cellular component (GO): non-motile cilium; intraciliary transport particle A
Source: RefSeq, a predicted model, not a curated record
AUGAACAGUUUUUCGAACCUUCUGUACUUUCGUUCCAGCAAGCUAGCUAUUGUGGACGAUUCUGGAGUACUGACCAUGCAUCUGACAACAGAUGGUACGCCCAAUGGAGGUGCUUUGCUAGAGGACCGCCAAAAAUUGAACGACUUCGUCCGCAAAGAUGUCUGGGAUAUUCGGUUUUCCGAAGACAACCCAGACAUGUUUGCCAUAAUGGAAAAGACGCGAAUGUUCAUCUUCGACCGACUGCAAGCAAGCGAUACAGUACAGACGUCCACUUUUAUAUGCAGCUUUCAUAAUUUGGAAGUCUUGGGUGUGCUCCUGGACGAACUGGUGGCACUUGAAGACCAACCAUCAAAGGAUUGUCUUUUGCGUGUACCAGUGAAG